Messenger RNA from Helianthus annuus (common sunflower), 825 nucleotides. Its product is annotated as protein transport protein SEC31-like. Bases 1 to 825 code for a protein of 274 amino acids. The record is from RefSeq and is a predicted model, not a curated record. The transcript is spliced from 2 exons. NCBI's taxonomy places the organism in Eukaryota, Viridiplantae, Streptophyta, Magnoliopsida, Asterales, Asteraceae.
AUGAAUCUUACUGCUAUCAUCAGGAAGUUCAUCAGCAUGCCUCCGAAAGUAAGGGGAAAAGGCAAAGGUCCUAUGCAAGGGGGACCGUCGACAGCGGGGCCAUCUCAUAGACGCACUCCAUCGGCGUCCUUCUCUACUUCUGACUCUCACGAUCUGUGGGGUCAACCUUUUCAGCCAGCAAGACAUUCUGUUUCGCUGAGCUCUUCACCCUCGUUUCACCCAUCCUUUGGGCCACUUAUCCCUGAUGAGCCCCAACAUUCACACCACUCACACCAAUCCCAUCAUUCUCAUCAAUCCCAUCAAUCACACCACUCUCUGCACUCUCAUUCAUUCCACCAUUCAGAUUCCAUUUACUCGCCGGCACAAUUCAACCCAAACGACUUUGUGAACGACUUUCUUGGUCACAACCCUUUGGGCCCUGAGGACAAUUUUUCUCAGGAGAUAGAGAUGGAUGAUGAUACAGAUCCAGAGAUGCAGACCGGAACGCCGGGUCAUCCGAUUAGUAUAUCAAGUGGAUCUCCAUUUCAGGGUUCACCCUACAAUGGACCCGAUUCGUACCAAGAGAAAAUGGCUACCUAUGAUUGGUUCUUUACUCCAUCAUACCAUAACUCCCCAUCUCAACCUCCCUUGAAUGACCCCCAACUUCAGGCAAUUUCACCUCCACCUCUUCCAGUUGAGGAGCCGCCUCAGCAGCUUACGCAACCACCUUCCGAACCUCUAAGGCAACGAAGGAAUGCACGCAUGUCUGUAUGGGGAGGACCUCGUUUCAGUUCUCCUCGAGGUUCGAGUUCCUACCCUCCCAUUCCAGAGGACCCCCCCAAUUAG